UCUUUCCCGCACAUAAUCCUACCCCACUAUACAACAAAAAUACACAUCAACUAAACCCUAAUAAGCAUAUUCUCACUCACAAUAUCAACACUAUUAUCUAUCACCUUCUCUUCUCCCUAUACCUACCUCAUUUUCUUUCUUUCUUCAUCUUUUCUUUCUCCACUCACUCAUUCACUCAAACAAACACUUCACCUCUUCCCAUCACUCACUAUUCAACCUCAUCUUCUUCAUAUAUAUUAUAUAGCUAUUUUUAUUCUUAUUAUGAAUUUCUUCAUCACAAACUAGAUAUAGUUAUAAUUAUAAAGAUUUUAUCUCUAGAUCUAGUGAUCUACUUAGUUGAUCCAUCCAGAUAUAUCCAUCCAGACACAUGCGAUAAGUUCUUGGAGUCUAAAUCACCUAAACUUUCUGAUAUAAAAAAAAAAUAUACAUAUAUAGUUUUUUUUUGUUGUUGUUUGACUUGUUAGAAAUAAAUUAGGUUUGAGAUUUCUUGUGACCGGUUCAGUUGUGAUGGCGAACCGGUGGUGGACUGGACCGGUGGGUUUAGGUGGGAUGGACAACUCAGUCAACUCAUCACCACUAGUACCAAAACCGGAUCUGGGUUUUUCCAUGAACGAAAGUGCGGUAACAGGAGUAAACAACAACAAUAACAACAAUAACAACGAAGAAGACGAGAGAGAAAACAGUGAUGAACAAAAAGGAGGAGCUAUAGAAACAAGCAACUCCACGCGCCGUCCACGAGGCCGUCCAUCAGGAUCGAAAAACAAACCGAAGCCACCGAUAUUCAUAACAAGAGACAGCCCUAACGCGCUGAGAAGUCAUGUUAUGGAAGUGGCAUCAGGAACUGAUAUAGCAGAUAGUGUUGUUCAGUUCGCUAGAAAACGGCAGAGAGGUAUUUGCAUUCUAAGCGCGAGUGGGACCGUUGUUAAUGUUUCUCUCCGGCAGCCUACAGGUCCUGGAGCAGUGGUGGCGCUUCCGGGGAGAUUUGAUAUUCUGUCGUUGACUGGUUCGGUGCUUCCUGGACCUUCACCGCCUGGUGCUACUGGUUUGACUAUUUAUCUUUCUGGAGGGCAGGGACAGGUGGUCGGUGGUGGAGUGGUUGGACCGCUGGUGGCGGCAGGGCCGGUUAUGUUGAUGGCUGCGACUUUUUCGAAUGCAACUUAUGAGAGGUUGCCUGUGGAGGAUGGUGAUGAUCAGGAAGGACAGCAGGGUGGUGGUGGUGGUGGAGGAGGUGGUGAUGAGUCUCCCCCGGCUGGGAUGGGACAGUUGGCGGGUGGAUCGGUCGGAGAAGGCUCGUCGUCGAUUCCGGUUUAUAACAAUGUUGGUGGUGGUAAUUUGGGUGUUUCAAAUGGACAACAGUUGAUGAAUAAUCAUGAAGCUUAUAAUUCUCCUUGGGGUCAUGGUGGUAGACCACCUUACUAAUUAACAAAGGUGAAUCAUAUUAUGAAGGUUAAUUAAUUUCACUUCUCUUAUGUAUUGAAAGUUUUUGGUUUUUAUGUUUGAUUAGAAUAUCUCAGAGACUAAAUUGAAUUUCAUUAUGAUUAUCAUCAUUCAUGUA
Molecule: messenger RNA, 1555 nt
Organism: Vicia villosa (hairy vetch)
Lineage: Eukaryota; Viridiplantae; Streptophyta; Magnoliopsida; Fabales; Fabaceae
Product: AT-hook motif nuclear-localized protein 19
Exons: 1
Coding region: 508-1419 (303 amino acids)
Cellular component (GO): nucleus
Molecular function (GO): DNA-binding transcription factor activity; minor groove of adenine-thymine-rich DNA binding
Source: RefSeq, a predicted model, not a curated record